Molecule: messenger RNA, 2403 nt
Organism: Coccidioides immitis RS
Lineage: Eukaryota; Fungi; Ascomycota; Eurotiomycetes; Onygenales; Onygenaceae
Exons: 2
Coding region: 1-2403 (800 amino acids)
Source: RefSeq, a predicted model, not a curated record
AUGGAGACUCCAACACCCACAGCGCCUGUGGCUCCCGUGGUCCGUAAAUCGCUUCAAAACUCUACAAACAGUACUUCAAAGGACAAGAAUGGAGAUCAGCCAGAGCAAACUCAGAAAAAAGCCCCAAGGAAAAAUAGUCAGGACGCGCAGAGCGCAGACAAUAUUACAUUACCGGUGCCAUCACAAUGCCAUUGGUCGUUGCAUAAUCUGCCGGAUAUCUUGUAUCAGCUGAACCCGACAGACGGAGCUGCUCGAAAAAGUGAUCCGGUACAAUUAAAGCCAUCUCCCUAUUACGGUCAAGCACCAAUCCGAGUCUUCGAUAUCCUGCCAGAUAGAAUCUCGUCAAACGUUGAGGAUUGGCGUGUCGAAGCGUGGCUACGUCUAGAUAGACGCAUACGCCUUAAGGAUAUUACUGCUAGAAUGGCUCCGGAUUUCGCGAUGACAACCAAUGCCUUGCAGCAGAGGAACGUACGAUUCCGCCAACUAUUCAACAUUGUCUCCUGGGGCAAGGGUAACAAGCUUACAGAAAAUCAUAGAGAAAAAAUCCAUAAAAUGUUAGAAGAGCGAGGCAUUGACCUUAGCCUUAAUACAACCCGGGGUAUAACCCCGGGCCUCAUUGAUCCCAAUGACCCUGGCAAAGGGAGGAUUCCCUUUGAUAAAAAUUACUUAAAAAAUAUCAAAGACCAGGAGGAGAGAGCCAGGAAAAGGGCAGCAGAUAAUGCGAAGAAGUCCGCAGCAAGCUUCGAGGUCAAGACGACGCCAACUUCAAGCCCGAUCACGAGCCGCGUCGAUUAUACUGCUGGCCAAAACGGAUAUGCUGCGAAUUCUCCUUCGGGUUACCCCGAAUUCUCGGCUGCUGCGCAAGAAAACAAGGGCCAUAACGAACAAUGCGAUGAAGAUACUGAGGGCUCCAACAACGCUUAUGCCGAUGAUAUCAAUGAAGAUGGAGGCAACGAAUAUAAAGGCGACGAAGCCAAUAGAGCCGAUAGAGAUCGCAGGUAUGGCGCCAACAGUGAGGGAAGCGAUGGCGGAGACGCCAGCCAAUAUAAUGAAAAUGAAGGGGGUGAUGAGGACGGCGAUAGUCACGACGACAACCCUAAAACCAAUGGCGACGAGCCUGAAGAGUCGUCUGGGGAUGAGAGCGAUAGCAGCGAUGACAGCGAUUACGCUCCGGACGAUGACGACUCCUCGAACAAAGCGAAGGCGGGCAACAACCACCACGUGGCAGGAAAGCACCUACUUUCCACGGGCGGCAAAAGACUUCCUGGACAAACAGAUAAUAAACAGAUAGUCAUCAAACGCAAGGCACGGGAUGAGCAUUAUACGGGGGCUGGUCCUUCGAAUAGCGCGAAACCGGCUCGAAAGAAGCAAAAGUUGACAUUGCUUGAAGAACAACAACAAGCAGCUCAUCAGAUUGUAUCCUGCCCACAGUGCGAUCGGCAACUGAAACUUAAAGAUGUUGAAUUUCACAUCCAGCGUUGUCGAGGAAGCUUCCAGGGGCCCAAGAAACUGCAGCCACCACGAAGUCUGCCAACUCCGUUACCGGCACCGAGGAAGCCGCCAACUAAUUCUCAGAUGCCCGGACACGCGCAGCUACCACAGGUCCGGCCAAUUCAUUUCCCAGCACCCAGCCGAGUAAGACAUCUACAAAGUCAACCAGCUGCAGAAACGCCAAGGGCACAAAUGUUUGCUAGAAGGGGAUUUAAAAUUCUUAAACCCCAUGGUCAAUCAAUACAGUCAGCUCAGCCAAAACGGAAGCGUGAGGAACCACACGAACCGGAUGCAGAGAGAUGCAAGCGCCAGCGACAGAAUGUUCAAAAUCCCGAAAAGCCACCCUCUCCAAAGAAACCUGCAAACGAGAUUCCGAAUCGCCCAGAGCCACAAAAUCUCACAAGGGCCAGAGACCUCACCGAAGCCGAAGAAACUGAAGAAACUGUUUGGGGCACCUUCGUAUGGAAACACACAGGUAUCAAUACUCUGAAUCCGCCAACAGAGAUGCCCCCGCUGGUGCCUGAUGAACCUUACAUCUCGGCCUCUCCCUACGCCAACUAUGUUCUCGAGGAACGAAUGAGGUGCCUACUACCAGUCGCGGGAGCUCUUGAACGUGUGCUUGGAACUGCUAUACAAAUCAAUUGGUCAGAGUGGUUGAAUCUGCGAACUACCUACGAUCCUCGUCGCCAAGAGAACAUCCUCCACGAAGAUCAGGAAAUGUUAAAAGCGAUCCUUACGGAAAAGGAAUAUUUGACCUUGAUGUCUUUGUUCGGGAAAUCAAAAGAUAUACCUUGGCCUGACGAAGUUGGGAAACCAAAGGAUGCAUCUUGGCUAGACAAGGAAUUAGAAGAUAGCCUUGGGCAAGAUGAGUUCGGGAAAUCAGAAGAAGGGCCUUGGCCAGACGAGUCCUGA